UGUUGACGUUAAGCGUUUGAAUGUUUCUCUGCGCUGCAAUGAAAGUGCGAAAUAAUGUGGACUAACGUGUGCGCUAACUUCGAAGGCGAAACCACUGUAUUCGGUCAACGCAAUGAGGAAAAAGGUGGAUCCCAGCUGUACGAGGUCCGGACGCAGUUUACGAUUUGUGCAGCAGACUCCUCAGGUGUGGUCCCAGUGCAGCAACCAGUCGUAAAGGGCGCUGUUUCGCAGAAACAUUUUGCUGUCGCUAUCGACGAUGUCGUCAACGUGUUCAAGCAUGGCAGGUUCCUGUUCUCUACGCGUUUCGACGCCGCAGUCGACGCCGUCGCUUUGUGUAGCGACAUCCUGGACGGACUUCUCAUUGUUGCGGAGAGGAGUGCCCACUUGCACAUACUCACCGUCGAGUCGGCACAGUGCAUCGUCAAGCUACCCGUCCCUGGCACGGAAAGUGACGAUGCCGCUGCGCUGUUUCGUUCCGUGGACGUGAAGAAGAACGGCGACGGUUACACCGUGUGCGUGCUGACGGGACACCAUGUCAUAACAGCCGCGAUUAGCCACGACGUGAUUGCGCAGCUCGCGUCAUCGGACCAGCCAGACUUGUCGCUACUCCAAAUCCGCGUUGUAGACAUCAGUCAACACCGUGGGCGACAUGAUUUGAUGCUUUCGCUGCUGCCAAUGGCGAGUGCUUGCGUGUUAGACGACGACCUUUUGGUCACUGGUGGACGGGGAGCUCUUUGCUGCAUUCCCAUGGACUCCGAGAGUUCGGCGUAUGGCAUCCUUUACGACGUUGCUGGCGAACGGGUUCGCAAGAUGGUCGUAGUAGACAGCCUCUGCACUCUGCUUACGCUCACUGAAGGCAGUCGGCUGGUCAGCAUCAGCUUGAAGACCUUUAUCAUCAAGGACAUUUGGUCGGAGAAGAUAGUUGAAGACUUUGCUUUCUGCGAAGAAGCCGCCUCCAGAACGGAACAUGGCCCUGAGCAAGAGUGCAGAGUGGCUGUUCUGACAGCUAUUUCUGAAGUUUCACCUAGAAGACUAGAGAUCUACAGCAUUCCCGAGUUUUCCAUGCUGUAUGCCUUGGAAGUCAACGAAACCUGCCACAUGAUGUCAUUUUGCGGCUCCUUGGAUGAUUUCUGGAUAGUUGAAGGCUUCAGUGAUAAUGAGGAAACCUUAACGGAGCUCAGAGUUCGCGCGAUCAGCGAGGCGCUGCCUGAAAACCAUUUGAUGAAACUGAUCAACAAAAACAAGUUUGCGGAAGCUGAAAAAUUUGCAGAGUUGUUCAACCUCUCUGUUGAAGAAGUUCACUGGCACCAUCUCUUGUACAUCCUCAAGGACUUGAGCAGCAGGCAGACAGAUGCAUCGAUGGAUGAAGAUGAUGAACUGAAACUGGUCCACGAAGGUGACGUGGUGAAGAUGCUUCCAGACGCGUUACAAGUGGCUAGGUGCUGCAUCGAGACACCUGUUGCCUCAGCUACUGUUGCAUGCAAGCUGUUGCUUUUCUUGCAAGGGCAUGUAUCAUCUGCAAAAGAUUGUGACGCUGAAGAACGGGAUAUCGUGUCAGCUCAGAUUAUGCGGCUACUGAACAGGGCUAACACGUUCAGGUUUCUGUGUGACAGUGACUUCAAAAGUGACUGGUUUUCAUUUUCACAAACUGACCUAAUCCAGGAGAUCUGCGCCCUCUUCCGAGAUGACCACGUGUCUGCGGGAUUUUUCAUAUGGGAACGCCAUCAGGACGAGUUCUUGCAAGGCUUGAGCUGUGAUGUGCAUAGAGCACUUUUAGAUUCCAUUCAAAUAACUGUAGAGCUUUCUUGCCUUCUACAGUGGCUUAAAGAUAGCUUUCUGCCUCUAUUGUUUCGAUCGUUGCCUGAGAGCCUUGAAUGCGUCUGCCAGUGGGUUGUAGGUAGAGUUCUGCAGAUGGAAGUCAGUAGUAAGCCACUCUGGCCCUCUGGAGCCUUGGAACUCGUAAAGGUUGUUUUGGAUAAUUUCCAAAUGACCAGCACGACAGCAGAAUAUGUGUCGUUGAAUACAUGGCUGGUUGUGCAUGGUGUUCCAAAAAGAAUAAGGGACAAUACUAGUGCGCUGUGCAAGCUGUACCGUCUCUACCUGGACCUCCAAAGCCUUGAAGUUCUGUGGAGCAAAUACAAGUGCCGUCUUGCCCUGCAAGAGCUGGAAAAUGCCGACAAACAGGAAGUGGCAUUUGCCAUCCUCGACGAGCUGAUUACAAAGGAACAGGCUACAUCAAUUGUGCAAGGAUUUCUAGUGCAAUUUGUUCAAGCCAGUGGGCUGGACAUCUCAAAUGUGCUGCAGUGCUAUGUUGAUCAGGUACUUCACUACAGAGAUGUCAGUUUGAUGCACGAUGAGCUUCUGGAAGACAAGAUGGUUGCCUUAGCGGCGCUUAUUGACCAUCCUCAAUGUUGGCUUCACGCUGUAAAGAAGAUCCUCCGCCAUGCACACGUGCCAUGGAGUGAAAGCAUUCAACGGCUUGCGGAUCAGGGUUGCUUGCUGAGAGGUUCAGCUGCUGGUGAGAUUGAUUGCGAGAGGAAGCGAAUGCAGGCUAAAAUGAUUCUUAUGGGCUAUGAUGUCAACUUGUUUCGUUCUGUGACACUCGGCACCACCGCUACACUGGUAAGAUGCAUUCUGCUUAGUGAAAAGCAAGAAGCCUUGCAGGAUGCUCUCACUGUAGCCAAGAACUUGGGUGACAUGUCAGAAACUGAUGUGUUUUUGCUUUACCUGCAAAUGGCUUAUGCCAAAGCCGACAUUGAUAGAUUUGCUGAGGUGUUGCAGAGUGUCCCACAGGAACUUUUACUUGAAGUUGGUCCCAGGCUCUGUACAUUUGCAGAGCUCCUCCUGAAGCGUCACAGUAUAUACUCGGAGGCGAGAGCUGCAGGCCUGGUGGAAUGUUGGCAAUAUUUACUGAGCGCCUUGCAGCAGAAUUCAGGGACUAGUGCCGUUGAUUACGAUACAAUGCACCGCCAGGUGCGCCAGGGAAUGGUGUUAAGAAGAGACUUUGGCAUUACUGCUUCUGUGUCUGACUUGUGCUGUGAAAGUGACAAGCUUGAAGUCAUGAAACAAGGUUUCCAGAAAGUCUUGUCAAGUGAAUCCACACGAGGUCCGGCCACAUGUAGGAACAUCUGCAAAAAGGCGCUUUACCUCGCUGGAGUCUUGAAGCUUGAUCCGCAGCCUGCCAUAGAAGUCAUGAUCAGUUUGGCACUUGAGCUUAAACGAGAUGACAUGGUGGACUCAUUGUGCACUUGCCUGUUGGAGCUCCAUCAUAUUCGAGAAUCUGUCCUUACCAUUUUGCCCAUGAUAUUUUCUCAGUGUGAAGAUGUGUUGCACAUAGCAUCAAAGGUGCACAAAAUUGCUUCCCGUGUAGUAGUGGCAUCUGGAGUUAGUGAUGUCAACAAGUGUACAAAGGUUGCUCUUUGGGCAGGCAUUCUGGUGCAAGCUUCGGUUCCAUUUGGCAACGUUGACCAUUGUUCAAGUGUUUCUGCGUGCAUGUGCUCAACAAAAGGAAAAAAUUUUCUACACAGCAGGCAUGGAUAUGCUCUGGAUAAAAAGCAAGUGCUGAUACACUUAGCUGCUCUGGGAAAGUCUGUGUGGAGCUUCCUGGACAAGAAGCACCUAGAACUUCUAGAAGAAGUGAAGCUCUGUUUGCAAGAAACAUGUCAUUAUCUUAGUGGGAGGUCUCAAGAUGAACUUUGCCUGUCUGUGGUUGCAACAGUUUUACAUAUGUUUCUUGAUAUCCCACUGCAAGAUUCAGUGCAAGAAGCACUUCAAGAAGUGGCUGAACGCCAGAUCAGCAAAAGUACUCUUUCAAUCGUUGCCCGAGCUUCAGCUAGAAAACAUGCCGACAUGCCUUUCUUGAAGGGCCUGCUGUGCAACUUGCAGCCAAAAAAGGCACUUACAACACUAAAGAAGCUUCUUUCUCAGUGCAACAGCAACUUUAGGUUGCUCAAAACUCUCGCUACUCUCAGUUUAGAAGUCUGCAGUGACUCAGCUGAGAAAUCAGCAUUUCGAGUUCUUGUAAAAACUGCAUACUGGUGCGAGAAGUUGGCAAAAUUGGACAUUUCUAUUGCAGAUGCAAUGACAAAACGGAACACUCCUGUCUUACAGUCUGCUCUUGAGCAAAUGGAGAAGUCUCCGUUCAUUGAUGUUGAUGGCCUUGCAAGCUACUGCAGUUCCUUUAACAUGGACAGAGAGGCAUCGCUUUCUCGAAGGCUUGAGUUCCUUUUGUGUACUCAGGAAGGAGACCCUUGUGCUAAGGGCUGGAGCCUGCAACAAAGAAUAGCAGAGGCUUCUCGUGUGCUUGGGAAAAUUCCCAAGGCAUCGGUGCAAAAGGUGCUUACGAAGGCUCUAGCCAAAGUAAACCCAUAUCAUUAUGAAAUAUUACAGUUUGGCUACGAAUACAUAAGAGCCAUUGAAGAAGGACCAGAGAGCAAUGUUGAAAGGGAAAUUGGCAUACUGUACUUUCUUGAGUCAUAUAAAAGGUACAGCCCUCCCACAGAACAAGAAAUGGACUUGUGGUUUGAAGAAUAUCCGCUGGCUGACAUAUCGUCUCUCAUGCAGUCAAGAUUACCAUUUCGUCAUUUGCUUAAGCCAUCGUUGUGGCAUUUCAUCACCGAUGAGCUGUACCCUGAAACUGUGGAUGCGUGGCUGAAUGUUGCAGACACACUCGGGCUGGAUAAAGACGACAUCCGAUUCAUUGCUGUGGAUAAUGCCACCCGCAUGUGGAGUGCGCACCAUCACAAGGGAAAUAUAUUAGAUGUGGCAUUUCUCUCAAGUGUCAAGAGACUGAUAGAACAAAUGAGCAAAAAGGAAAAGGCUGUUGCAUGCCUGAUGAAGCUUCUAGAGAACUUACCAAGAGGCCCAACAGCCACAAGAGUUGCUAGAGAGUGUGCAACAUUGCCUGAUGCAUUUUUUGUAUCCAGUGAGGCAAAAUCUAAGGUGGCUGAUGCGAAGGUGAAAUUUGGAAGAAAGUACAUAAGGCUACGAAAUGAACAACUGCUCAAGCAGUACAGUUUGAACACCUCUUCGUACUUGGCACUGUGCGGCAGAACAGCCGACCUCGUAGCUGCAUUGCUGGAGGACACGAGAUGGCAGCUUGUUUUUUCUGACACAUCAGCACUCUACAGCUGCAUAGAUCAAAUUGCUUCCAAUGACGGUGUGGUCCCGGUAGACUUUCCCAGUCUCCUUAAGAAAUCUGUAAAGCGGUGGCUAGGGUUCCAGGCAACUGAAAACACUGGCGACGAAAGUACCUUGGAACCUUGUUUUGAGGCAAGUCAUGUGGGCGUUGUAAAAAGAUGUGCUAAUUUUGUCACCAUUGUUCACCUUAUGCAACAUAUUCCAGAACAAAUGAAGGCAGUUCUUUCUAGUACAGCAUCAGCAAGUGAUAGUUUCACUGGUCUCAGACCACGCGUCCUCGCCACAAUGUGCAUGCUAGCCGGUCUGGGAAUCUCGGAUCCCAGUCUUCUCGACAUGCCACAGAACAGUCACAUGUCCAACCUGGAGGAGCUCAGAAUUUUGGCUUACAAAGCCAGGUUACAGCAGCUCGGCGUACCACUCCCGUCUUUGGGUCUUGAUGCAGACAGUGCCUCUGAAAUUGCCAGUGUGGUCCUCAAUUUAGCCAGUCACAAUGCUGUGGCACUGGAGUUGGUGUGCAAUUUCUGCAUUGAUUAUCACAUCCAAACUCUGCCUACUUGGGAAGCGUUUCUAUCGGCAGCCGCUAGUGCCGGCGCAACUGAUGCCAUUUGCCAAGCUUUGCCUGUAUUGGGUGGCCAGCCGUUACUGUGGUCCAAACCGGCAUUCAUCUCUGCGUGGCAGUAUGUCCUUCAGAGCACACCCGCCUCACUGUUUAGUGCAUCAAGCAGACUACUUCCUUUGCUUCUACGCUGCCCAAUCAUCCAAAGUCUUCCGCCAUUACUUCACGAAGGUGAUCGCUGCGAUCAAGAAGGUGUUUUGUUCAACUUUGUGUACAGUGUUGUUGAGAGAGUCGGGACAUGUUCAGUACAGUGUGAGAAAAUGGCUGAGGCAGUUUUCUUCAAGGUCACUGAAGUUGCUAGUUACUUGUAAAGAUCAGGUGAACAUUUUGAAACUUCCAAACGUGAAUGGAGCUUUGGAGGAGACAAUUUAACAAAGCAUUAACUAACUGCAGGGGAACUUUGCCUCAACAAAACUGUGACUGUGGUAAAUGUUUGGUUGUUAUUGUCAUGUUUUUUAAUACAGCAUCAUGUUAAACAGACCAGAUAGAUUUUUCCAUAUAUGCAGUUGUAGGCCUGGGUGUUUCACU
Molecule: messenger RNA, 6283 nt
Organism: Rhipicephalus sanguineus (brown dog tick)
Lineage: Eukaryota; Metazoa; Arthropoda; Arachnida; Ixodida; Ixodidae
Gene: rod
Product: kinetochore-associated protein 1-like
Biological process (GO): mitotic spindle assembly checkpoint signaling; mitotic sister chromatid segregation; protein localization to kinetochore involved in kinetochore assembly
Cellular component (GO): RZZ complex; cytoplasm; kinetochore microtubule
Molecular function (GO): small GTPase binding
Source: RefSeq, a predicted model, not a curated record